CGAAAGCGUCACAGUGUAAGAUGUACGAUAGUUCCCUUCCUGCUAUUGUUGUAGGCCUUCUAGUCGGAUUCGCAGUGAUUUAUUUUGUCUUUUGGCGGUGCAUGCGGAAAACGGAAAGCCCGUCGAGUAAGCGCGGGUCGCGCCUAUCUCCUUGGCCUGCCAACUCAACGCUGAGUUUUCGCUUGAAGAAACUUCUGGGAGAGUCUGCGGUCAAUGGGACAUUUGGCAGUAUGGCGAUGGCAGAUUUACAGAGAAAACCAGAGCUCUCUGCGGACUCGUUGGAUGGCAAGGGAAGGGAGUAUGUCAGUGCGCCGAAUAUGAAAAAUAGUUGCCUGACCUAUCCAGACACAAAGUAUGUAAAAGAUCUGAGUAAUCCCAUUUACCGAGCUAUCUCCAGAAAGAAUGGUGAAAUCAACCGCAUGAGCAAAGAGGAAAUGAUAGACACUCUGGCCAAGCUCAAUCUCAAUACAAGAGGUAUCGGUGAAAUUCUUCGAGCCAGACUGAAGACUUACUACAAGAAUCUGCUCAUGAGUGAGGCAGGGCUAGAAACACCGUCUACCCAGCGGAACUUUGACUACCUGUGUGUCAUUGACUUUGAGGCUACUUGUGAGGAGCCCACACCUAUCGAUUACAUCCAAGAGAUCAUUGAGUAUCCAAUUGUGUUGGUCAAUACCAAGACCAUGAAAAUUGAGGAUAGUUUUAAUUCUUUCAUCAAGCCUUUAUUGCACCCCACGUUAUCCAAAUUCUGUAAGGAGUUAACAAGCAUCACACAGGUCGAGGUGGACCAAGCAGAUACGUUCCCACUGGUGCUGAACGGUGUCCAUCGAUGGAUGAAGAGCAAAGCCUUGGGGACCGAGCACAGUUUCAUAAUUGUUACUGAUGGACCUUGGGACAUGAACAUGUAUUUGAAUGUACAGUGUAAGUUGAGCCAGGUUCCCUACCCAGCCUAUGCACGUCAGUGGAUUAACCUUUGUAAGACCUUCAGUAACUUUUACAAGACUAAACGGAUGUGUUUAAGGAACAUGUUAGGAGCCCUAGAGAUGGGAUUCGAUGGCCGGCCCCACCGGGGAAUAGAUGAUGCCAUUAACAUCGCCAACAUCGCUAUUCAGCUCAUGCAGGAUGGCUGUGAGCUGGAGGUCAACGAUCGACUGACUCAGUAACUGUAAUGUUUCUUUCCAAGAAUUUCCAGGUAGUCUUUGAAGUAUGACUUAAGAAGUAGGCAACAGACUAAAGAAGUUUAACUAAUUUUAGUCUCUCAAAGUUUCUAUGACCUCUUUUGUAUUAGUAGUGCAUUACAAUAGUCACCAGUGACCGAGCCUGUUUGGAAUUUUUUUCAAUUUGCAAACUGCUGAAAUGGUCGGUGCAAACUCUAAAGCUUUGUUGUCAGAAUCAAAAUAUUUGUAGGGUACUGACCUAACUAGCCAACACACACUCAUACCUAUAAAAUGAUUGAAAAAAUAUCUAAUUCCAUAUAUGAGAAAUAACAUUGCUGUCAAAACUUUUCAAUGACUGUGGUUGCUACAUGUAUGUGCACUGUCAAUUCAGCUUUCCUGUUCUCUGAUUGGUCCAGCCAUCAAGUAUGUGUACAUUUGAAAGUUCAUCAUUAGGACAACAACAUGCUGGACUUUCUGUCUGUAUGAUGUUGAGGCUGUGUUCAGUUCAAAAUGGUGACGAAAGGCCUGUUGCUUUAAUUCGGUCUUAAACUGGAAUGGAACUCCGAUAACCAAACAUGUCAUUUGUAGAGCACAAUAGAAGAGUUGUUUAUUUUCUUGCAACUCUGUAAAGUUUACCGCAAGAUUGAUUUAGUUUGUUAAAAAUUUGAUCUUUUCGUAAUGGUUUUGUUUAAAUCAGAGAAUAGUACCGUGCAUUGAUUUUUGCUUGAUGUUCAUGUUGUGUGCUUGUGCUGUGUUUUACUGAUCAUUAAAUAUAAACAAAAGUUUGGCGUCCAGUUGUUUGUUGCAUUGCCUAAGAAUUUGAAAGAAUGAUCUAGUUCUGAGGAUUAUUUAACUGCUCUUUUGUAUGAUCAGUCUAAUUUGUUCAAAAAGUCUACGUUACUCUAUGAAAUAAUUCUACGAGUGUAAGUUCUAUGAAAGAAUGUUACAAACCCACAGUGUAGGGUGAGAAGAUUUGAAGCAGUUUCUUUAGUUUGGUGUGUACAUGUAAUCUGCAGUACUCAGUCCCAGGAUGUUUGUACAUUUAAAUGGUAUAAUUAAAGUGUGAAUGGCCUUUUCUAAACUAAAGUCCAACUUACUAUCACAUUGUGACAUCAUGCUUGUGUGUACAUGUACAUGUCGGUUUUAACAUCUGAUGUGGAAAUUUUAUUCGGAUUGGAUUCUUAAUACAAGAAGAUACAGGAUUUGUUUCAGUGUUGCCGUACAGGUGAAUUCCCCCAUCUACAAACAAAAAUUUUCUUUUAAAUUCUACAUGUAAUUAGCGGUGAAAGAAUUUUUUCCCACCAGUUUUCCAAAUUUUGGUCGUUACUAAAAGUUUGGGUUAAAAAAAGUGUCAGUGUCCUAUGAAAUCUAGCCCUCAAUUAAAAUCUGGUCUCUGUUUCCUUCAGUGUGCUUCCCCGUCCCUUGCAUUACUCACUGUCACGUGCAUUGCAGUCGUAGAGUCCGGAUUUCACAGAGUUCAGAUUUCAUGCAAUAUCAGUAGGCCUGGAUAUGCGCAUGGAUAUCCAAGCCUGCAAUCUUGCUAGACAAUACACAUCCUCUUGUCCUGUAACAUAAUAUUUACAUAACAAACAAACAUCAGGGCGUAUUUAUGACACAUGUAGGUUGUGCACAUCUACGUACUUGUGACGAUUUCAGUGCCAAGAUAUAUGUUACUUUUUCUAAGAGUUAGUUUUGACAAAAGAAUAAUAUAUUCACAAGAAUUACUAAGAGUGUUGGUUAAAUAUCAUGUGAGACACUGGUUGUAGAUUUUCACCUAUGCAUGAAAUGGAAAAAAAUGGCCAAUUGCAGGGCUUAGAAUGACAAAAAAUUCAGAAGCCUAAACUACUACUCCUCCGAGGGCUCAUUCAUAAAGAGACUCGGUGGAUUAUUUUCUUUCCAAUGCUGAAAGCUGUCCAAAGAGCAAGAACAGCAAGCACAGAUUUCAAAAUUGAGGAAUAUCAUUCAAUUUGUAGGUACAUAUUUUUUAGGGUUAAUUCAACAGGUUGGGGUUCGGAGCUCAGCAAGUGUCUCAUAUCCACUUUGAUUGUCCUCAAGAAGAGGUUUUUUACCCAAUAUGGCAGUAAUCUCUAGCUCCAUCUUGGCUAUGCCUGUUCAACAACCUAAAACUUUGAGGAAUGCAAUACUUACAUGUGAGGAUCAGUGUUUACUUGAUACAUGUAUGUGGAAAUUCUUAUCAAUAGUGUCCAUUACACUAAGUAAUGUAUUUGUGUUACAAGACUUCACAAUUUCCUGAUUUUAUAUGGUAAGGAAACCUAAUAUUUGGAAUAUUGUACUUUAAUGUACAUUGUUUGAAAGUAGUGCAAUUUUUUCCCAUUUUCUGAAUUACAAGUUUGGGGUACAAGAUUAAUGGUUGAAGAAGUUUAUUGAUAAUAGUAAAGUUAAAUUUAGUUUUUAAGAGCA
Molecule: messenger RNA, 3575 nt
Organism: Acanthaster planci (crown-of-thorns starfish)
Lineage: Eukaryota; Metazoa; Echinodermata; Asteroidea; Valvatida; Acanthasteridae
Gene: eri1
Product: exoribonuclease 1
Cellular component (GO): nucleolus; cytoplasm
Molecular function (GO): nucleic acid binding; 3'-5'-RNA exonuclease activity
Source: RefSeq, a predicted model, not a curated record